AUGCAAAGAGGGUUUGAUAAAGGAUACACCGAAGGACUAGCGAUUGGGCAAGCCAUCGGCCGACUUCGUGUUCAUCAUAUUUACACGGUAGACCACUUUCGUGAAAACGGGCCCAAGGCAAAUUACACUUCGCCUGAAGAACAAGUAAAACAAUUGGAAAAUAAAAAAAAUGAGUCUUUCUCAUUCUCUUUCUCUGUUUAUGCCAUGUCACUGCGAAAGUUUGCGUUGACAUUGACACACAAUCUUAAACCAUGUCAACAGAGAUUCACAAAAUGUAAUUUUUCCACUAGCAACGGUGUCAUUGAAGAUGUCCGUGGUAUCAUGAGAAAGGUACCACAACCCGUAGUGGUAGUAACAACGUCAAAGCCGGACGACCGAGAAUAUCGACGAGGCAUUACUGUGGCCUCUUUCACGUCAGUUUGUCUCCACCCAGAACCACUAGUAUCAUUUUGUGUGCGUACACCCUCACGAGCUUCCGAAUUACUACAUGCCUCAGGAAGUAUGGUUCUCAACAUGCUUUCUCACGAACAGGUUCAACAGUCAGUUGCGUUUUCUUCUCCUGAUGCGGAACAGUUUAAAGACAUACCCUAUUUUGAUCACCCAGUGACGGGACUACCCGUGCUGAUGGGCACGUUAGGAGCAAUGCAUUGUGAAGCGUAUAAAGUGAUAGAAUUGGGCGAUCAUGAAUUAUGGAUCAACAAGGUCUUAAAAGUGGAAGAAGGGGUAGGAGGUGAACAUGGACGACGAGAUGAAGCCCACCCAUUACUAUACUAUGAGCGAUGUUAUCGAAGUGUAGGAGACCAAGUUUUUAUGAAGGCAUUUGAGGAAGAUGGUGAUACUUCCAAACAAAAAUGGAUGCAUAGAGCGCAUUUACGUAUGGCUUGGAAUCAUAUUCGAGAAUUGGGUCCUGUUGCAGCUCAAGUUAAAAUUAAAGAAACGCUAAAAAGUCAUUUUAAAAAGAAUCCAACCAAAAGUCAAGAUUAUCACGAAACGAUCACAUCUUUCUAUAUCGCAUUGGUCUCUGCUGCUAUCAGUUCAAAUCAACAAAAUGAUUUCUUUGCGCUUGUGGAAAGGUUCCCUCAAUUACUGGAUGCUAAAACCAUUGAAAAUUAUUAUUCACCCGAUAAAUUAUAUACAGAUGAAGCAAAACAUGUGUUUGUUCCGCCAGAUAUUCAACCAUUACCUACACGAUUAGAUUAA
Mucor mucedo is the source of this 1200-nucleotide messenger RNA. RefSeq names its product flavin reductase like domain-containing protein. The transcript has 3 exons. The coding region runs from base 1 to 1200 and encodes 399 amino acids. The record is from RefSeq and is a predicted model, not a curated record. Gene Ontology annotation, molecular function: FMN binding; riboflavin reductase (NADPH) activity. Lineage: Eukaryota; Fungi; Mucoromycota; Mucoromycetes; Mucorales; Mucoraceae.